This is a messenger RNA of Lucilia cuprina (Australian sheep blowfly), 1998 nucleotides long. RefSeq names its product ubiquitin-associated domain-containing protein 1 (gene Kpc2). The transcript is spliced from 6 exons. Lineage: Eukaryota; Metazoa; Arthropoda; Insecta; Diptera; Calliphoridae. The record is from RefSeq and is a predicted model, not a curated record. Gene Ontology annotation, molecular function: protein binding. Bases 238 to 1890 code for a protein of 550 amino acids.
UUCUUUCCCAAAAUACUACAAAAGAAAAUUGGUUUUUCCAAUUAUCCUACUGUUUCCUUGUUGUUUUUUUGUAAACAAAAAGAUAAAAACUUGUUAAAAAAUGUAAAAUUUCAUAAAAAUUCCUUAACAUUCUAUUAAGAAAUAUAAAUAAAAUGUUUAAAAUGUUACAAUUUAAAAUAAUAACAUAAAAGUAUUGUAAUAAGAAGUAUUACGAUUUGGGGGUCAUUGCUGGAAGCAAUGAUUCCAUGGGUACGUGAAAAAUUUGCAGAACGUCGUGCCAAAUGGCUGGCGGCCCGUAAUAAACGUUCCACGAAUAAAAGUGAAGAUGAAGAUGAUAAUUCAUCGACUAGUGCCAGUGAUAUAGCGCCCAGACUGCAUCGCCUGCAAGAUAAUCCCGAAGAAUCGGCAAAUAGUUCGAACGCCACCGUAACGGCUCCGGUCCCAACCAGUGGCCGUUCACCACUUACACCACAAACCGCCCAUAGAUCAAUGAGAGGGUCUUCAGCAACGUCACAUUGUCAUCAUCAUCACCAUUCAUCGUCAUCAUCAUGUUCCUUGACCAACUCAACGUCUAAUAAUAUUAAGUUAAAUAAAAUAAGAAGUUCUCGUCGUUCUUCGGCUGCAUCUUCAUCUGUAGGUUCUUGCCACAACAACGAUGAUAUCCUUAAAGGUCCCUCCACCAAAGAACGUAUAAAAGUACGCAUUGUCUGUCCAUCGGCUCGUAUUUUGGUUUUCCAAACAGAUAUCAAUAGACGUUUACUCGAGUUAAAGAGUGAAAUACUUUUAGAGCUUAAAGAUGAUAUGGGCUCUAUGCCCCUCUUUGCUACAGAUCCACGUUCGCUGGGUCCAAAGUUUCGUUUAUUAAAGGCUGAUUAUCAGGGUUCCGAGCUAAAUGAAAAUUUGACAUUGGCUCAAUUGGAGAUAGGCAAUAAUGACACUUUAGUGUUGGUGGCCAAACGUAAUCAUUUGCAGAAUUUAAUGACGCAAACGAGAGAGACGCGUACACCGCCAGAGGCUGAAAUUGAAAUGGCAACGAGAAGUUUGCCCGUACGUACUAGUGAGAUACCAAUGGUUGAUAUUAAUGAGAUAUUUCAACAGUCUAAUCUGCAAUUUGAUGUCCGUAAAGUUUUGAUAUCUUUGGCACAAGCUUCAUCCGUUAUUAUUGGUUCCGGCCCCUAUGCUAAUCGUUUGAUAGCGAUGCUUAAGCAAAAACUUAUCAAUAAACGUAACUAUCAAAAUGAUACUCUACAGUGCCUUGUGGACAUGGGUUUUAAAAAAGAAAAGGCUGAAUAUGCUCUAAAAAUACACAACAAUAUCUAUUCGAAUGCUUUGGAAUGGCUUAUUUUAAGGCAAUCAGAAGAGAUGGGCAUAGAGGAAACGGUUAUGGGUUUACCUAGAACUAAUUCUAUAGCCUCACCAUCGGGUAUAAUAUCAAAUGAUGGUCCUAUUGAUAAUAUAGCAGCUUUAUUAGAAAUAGUACGCAUUUAUAGUCAUCGUGAUAUACCACCCACACCAGAGACCAUACAAAAUCUCGUUGAAAUGGGCUUUCCCGAAACUGAAGUUAUAGAAGCUUUAAAAAAAACUUGCAAUAAUAAGGCAGCUGCUUGUGAAUGGUUGUGCGGUAAUCGUACCGGUAGUUUAGUUGAAUUACGUGAAGGUUUAGCCCAAGAUUCUCCCAUAUUAAAAACAAUACUUGAAUUACCACAAGUACAAUUGAGCCUAAGCAAUCCCAAAAUAUUAUUAGCCUUUUUAGCCAUAUUGGAAAAUGAGCAUACUAUACGUGUUUGGGGUGGUGAUAAUGAUACCACCUCGGUGAUAACACAUAUCCUGCAAAAAUACCAUGAAGAAAAACAUGUUUUAGGCAUCAAUCAAUUCUAUAGUAGUCGAUAGUUUUUUUUGUUUGAUUUUUGUAACUUUUCUUUUUUAUAUUUCUUGGGUUUUCUUUAAGAAGUUGUUAAUACUAAAACAAAAUCUACUAAAUAUUUAGAAAUAAAUACA